Messenger RNA from Oncorhynchus keta (chum salmon), 9993 nucleotides. It is a transcript of the gene rxfp1, whose product is annotated as relaxin family peptide receptor 1. Gene Ontology annotation, biological process: G protein-coupled receptor signaling pathway. The coding region runs from base 289 to 2643 and encodes 784 amino acids. The transcript is spliced from 20 exons. Gene Ontology annotation, molecular function: protein binding; G protein-coupled receptor activity. Lineage: Eukaryota; Metazoa; Chordata; Actinopteri; Salmoniformes; Salmonidae. Gene Ontology annotation, cellular component: membrane. The record is from RefSeq and is a predicted model, not a curated record.
UGACAAACGGUUCGCACUCGCCCUAGAGUAGCAGUGGAGAUUUCAGCGCUCCAGUUGAUGGCAAUUGAUUCUCUGGAGCAGUUGCGAAUCGUUUUCUCUCCUGCUGGCACAAGACACGCCACUUACCUUGCUUGCCAACCUCAUCUUGAUUGACAUUAUUUCUCAACUACCAAGAAGCCUAGCCCAUCAUGGUAACUGCAGUUCUUGGUCUACCGUUUUUACGCAUUGGGGGCAUGCAAGAAAACUAAAACUUAUUUUUUCUCGUGUUUGCUGUUACAGUUAAAUAUCAUGCAAGCUUAUGUCGCUUGGAUCCUCAUGUAUGGAGUGACAGCAGGAACUUCGUUCAACGUCUCAGAGGAGAAGACAAACUGCCCCCUAGGAUAUUUUCCUUGUGGCAACCUGAGCAUGUGCCUGCCCCAGCUCAUGCACUGCAACGGUGUCGAUGACUGUGGAAAUGAAGCAGAUGAGGAGAACUGUGGAGAUAACAAUGGAUGGCCCCAUCUUUUUGACAAGUAUUUUGGGAUGCCUAACAUCGACAUCGGGACCAAGUCUGAUAAAUGUUUGCUGGUGGCUGUUCCAGAGCUGUGUCAGUGCAGAGAUCUGGAGCUGGACUGUGACGGUGCCCAGUUUCACCAUGUCCCAGCCGUGUCCGUUAACGUCACCAUGAUGUCCCUGCAAAGGAACCGACUUCGGAUAUUGAACGGUGACAUAUUCUAUAAGUACCAGAGUCUUCAGAAACUAUAUCUACAACAUAACAGAAUUCGAGCUGUGAGUCCUAACGCAUUCAGAGGACUAUACAAUCUAACAAGACUAUAUUUAAGCUAUAACAAGAUAUCCAUCCUGAUGCCCGGGGUGUUCCAAGAUCUACACAAGCUGGAGUGGUUGAUCCUUGAAAACAACAGUAUCCAUCAGAUAUCCCCCAUGACCUUUUCAGGCUUGCGUUCCUUGGUACUCCUGGUUUUGUUGAACAACGCUCUGACAAAGCUGGAUGACAUCUGCCUGGAAAUGCCACGACUAAACUGGCUGGACAUGGAGGGAAAUCAAAUUGAAAGUGUUGGAAACAUAACAUUCUGGUCGUGCAACAUGAUGACUGUGCUUGUCCUACAGAAGAACAGAAUCAGUCGCAUACAUGAACAGGCGUUCUCAUUUCUAAAGAAACUUGGGGAAUUAACAGGUGGUCAUGUAAACCUUGUAGAUCUGUCCAGCAACAGACUCGUGGCAAUCCCUCCCAAUCUCUUUGUUCAUCUGGGAGAUUUACUACAGCUGAACAUCUCGUGUAACCCUAUCGUGGAUCUCCAAGUUGACCACUUUGAUAACUUGCAUAAAUUGAAAUCCUUGAGCAUAGAGGGAAUCGAGAUUGGGAACAUACAGCGAAGGAUGUUUGAACCACUCAAACAAUUGACCCACAUUUACUUUAAGAAGUUCCAGUACUGCGGCUACGCCCCUCACGUGCGCAGCUGCAAGCCCAACACGGAUGGCAUCUCGUCCUUCGAGGACCUCCUGGCCAACAUCGUCCUGAGGGUUUUCGUCUGGGUGGUGUCGGCCACCACGUGCUUCGGCAACAUCUUCGUCAUCUGCAUGCGCUCCUACAUCCGAUCGGAGAACAAGCUCCAUGCCAUGUGUAUCAUCUCCCUAUGUUGUGCCGACGGACUGAUGGGCGUUUACCUCUUCAUGAUUGGUGCCUAUGACCUCAAGUUCCGCGGUGAGUACAACCGCCACGCCCAGGCCUGGAUGGACAGCGUCCAGUGUCAGGUGAUCGGCUCCCUCGCCAUGCUCUCCACCGAGGUCUCUGUCCUCCUUCUCACCUACCUCACCCUGGAGAAGUACAUCUGUAUCGUCUACCCCUUCCGGUAUUUAACCCCCGGCUGCCGGCGUACUGUCUCGAUCCUUCUGAGCAUCUGGUUUAUUGGCUUCAUCAUCGCCUUCCUCCCCCUGGUAUUCAAAGGAUUGUUCAGGAACUUCUAUGGUACCAACGGCGUGUGCUUUCCGUUACACUCAGAGCAGCCUGAGACAACGGGGGCGCAGGUGUACUCCAUCGUCAUCUUCCUGGGCCUGAACCUGGUUGCAUUCCUUAUAAUCGUACUGUCCUACGGGAGUAUGUUCUACAACAUCCAGAGGACAGGGACACAGACGACAAAAUAUAGUAACCACAUCAAAAAGGAGGUGACCAUAGCCAAGAGGUUCUUUUCCAUCGUCAUCACCGACUCUCUUUGCUGGAUACCCAUAUUUGUCCUCAAGAUUCUAUCACUGUUGCAGGUGGAAAUUCCAGCCCACCAACCAACCUCACCCCUACUUUCUAUGAACCAUCAGCUCCUGGGUGGUGAUCUUCAUUCUGCCCAUCAACAGCGCCCUCAACCCCAUCCUGUACACCCUGACCACACGGCCAUUCAAAGAGACCAUCCUCCAGGUGUGGGCCAACUACAGGCAGAGGAGACCUCUGAUGAGCAACCACACAGCCCACCAACCCUCAUUCACGUUGCAGGAGAUGUGGCCUCUCCAAGAAAACAGCCAGACCCUUACUUCGCCUGGCGACUACCUGGCGAAUCCCUCAAAAAUAUCCUGCACGUCUCAGCUACUGCCCGUAGAAAGAACAAACGGUGUAUAAUGCCCUUCGGUUUCAACAAUUCAUGUGGGUUCAUGUGAAUGGUACGUUUACAGCAUGUUGACGGUUGUAGAGUCAAUUAACAUUUUGCACUGUGAUUUGUACAGACAAAGGAUCUCAUUGUACAUGUUGGACUAUGUGCAAUUCUACUCUGCUGAUGCUUAGACUUUGGCUUUGUGAAUGCCUUUGGUUUGAUGUGAUUAUUAACAUACUUAUUCCUAAAAACAUAAAUCACACCCAUCAGCAUUCAUUUCUGUAUAGUAGAUUGCUCCUGAUGUACUGGAGCUUACAGACUGUGUACAGUAUUGUAUAGAAUAAAGCAAUCACUGUCAUUCUCUGUUCUAGACUGGGAUUUGUCAUGUACAGUUCCAGUUAAAAGUUUGAACACCUACUCGUUCAAGGGUUUUUCUUUAUUCUUACAAUUUUCUACAUUGUGAAAUAAUAGUGAAGACAUCAAAACUAUGAAAUUACACAUAUGGUAUCAUGUAGUAACAAAAAAAGUGUUAUAUCAAAAUAUAUUUUAGAUUCUUCAAAGUAGCCACCCUUUGCCUUGAUGACAGCUUUGCACACUCUGGCUUCCACACAUAGCCUUACAAGCCCUUUUAAAAUGUGUAAUAAAUCCAUGUAAUAUAGCCUACACCUUCAAAAAAGGUAUGUAUUUUAGACAGGUCUAAUGAAACAUCAUAUGAAGAAAAUCUAGUCUUUUCCAGAAGAAAAUAAUAGCAUACUCUGAGUUGUCCUGAUGUGGCUAUGCCAAAUGGCUGUGGGCUACACUAGUUGAUUUAACAGACAAUAGUAUGAAGAAUACAAUAGAACAACGCUGAAUAAAAUAUAAAUAUUUUCUCCAAACGAUUUGAGGGAGUGAGCACAUGCGGCUAUUCUGUGUUGAGUGGUUAACAAAGAAAUAAGUACUCCUAUAUGCUUAAUUUAGAGUUAUUAAUGUAACUUUAGUUGUUCUACAAACGUUCGGCUAUGCUGUUCGGAGUGCUGUUCGGAGUGCUGUGUUAUGCCCUUCUCCCUGAGUGUACACGGCUUUCCGUCACGUGAUCGGGUCUUUCUCACUGGCUACAAGUUAAGAAACACACAUCGGGGACGCAACUGCACGCAUCCUUAUCCAAUUCCAAGGAGCAUAUUGAAGAUAUUGGAUGUCCACAUUUACUUUGUCAGCCAACAAGAUGAGUAGGCCGAACGAACAGCAAAAGCACUAGCAUAUGUCAAUCUACUAUCCCCCAUAGUACACAGGUUGACCUAUUCCAUUCUGUGCGAUAAAUAAAUAUUUACAAACCGUCUGGGACAGUUGUGGGAUGCGAAAGAUCCCAAAUUAAGCCCUUAGCCUUUUUUUAUGCAAUGUGGCUGACGCAACAGAUCAGAACGUUUAGCUUAAAAUGUUAAUAAACUAUUAGGCUAUUUCUUCACAUUAUAAGCGCAGCAAUGCACACAUGGCAGUAGGCUAUAAGCGUGAAUGUUGCACUAGCGGAAAACACCAUUAUCAAAAGUGACUGCAAAUGCAAUUAUGCAUGUAAUGCUUUUAUUAUAAAAAGUGAAUUUCUAUGGUGAAAAUGUUCUUCCCUAAACUUGAAACUCACCCACUGCUUAUAUAAGCUAGUUAGGCUCCACACCCCUUGUAAUCGGCUUAAUGUGCUUACUUUUAAGAUGUUUUUUGGCCACUAUAGUUGGGAUACAAACCUUAUCAAAACAUAUAGGCCUAUGGGCUAAGCUUACAUGAGGUGUGCGACUAAGUCGCCAAAAAAGGCAGUUUCUUUUGCAUUCACAAGUGAUAACAUAUAAUUCACAAGUGACAGGCUAAUAUUGUCACCCAUCAGACUAUACUUGAUUUAAUAUACUAAAUAUAUAAAUAUACUAAAUAAUAUGUGAAACAUUUGCUUUGAUUUAGAAUGGACCAUCAUCAUGCACCUGUAUGCACUUAAAUAGCAAAUGGAGGACGUUUUAUUUUUUGGGGGGUUUAUUUUCAUGCCAGUCAGGUAGGUUAUACUCCGGUUGUAAAUAAGGUUGAGAAAUAAAUAUAGUAAGCCUAUAGAAAGCUGAAGGGAUCUUCUUUUAAUUAGUGGCCAUCACUCGGUUUUCUCCUGCAAUUGCAUAACCUAUAGAAAUGUUGCGCAACAUGAGCUCAUGGGCUUUCAUGUAGAGUUUGAUUAGAUUUUUUUAGAAGAUAUUUGCAUUGAUGUCAGAGUGAUUAGAGAGACAAUAGAAUGUGGAGUACUAGGCAGUAGGCAUGUUUGGUAGGCUACUAAUGACCAGCAGCAGCAUCAGAGCUUGGAGAAGUCUAAUUACCGUGGCUAAAACGGUCAUGUGGAAUUUGACUGUUCAGGACUCAUGACCGCUGGUGUGGCAGUAAUACGGUCACCGCAACAGCCCUAGGUUCACCUUCCAACUACACUGCUCAAAAAAAUAAAGGGAACACUUAAACAACACAAUGUAACUCCAAGUAAAUCACACUUCUGUGAAAUCAAACUGUCCACUUAGGAAGCAACACUGAUUGUCAAUACAUUUCACAUGCUGUUGUGCAAAUGGAAUAGACAACAGGUGGAAAUUAUAGGCAAUUAGCAAGACACCCCCAAUAAAGGAGUGGUUCUGCAGGUGGUGACCACAGACCACUUCUCAGUUACUAUGCUUCCUGGCUGAUGUUUUGGUCACUUUUGAAUGCUGGCGGUGCUUUCACUCUAGUGAAAGUGGUAGCAUGAGUAGCAUGAGACGGAGUCUACAACCCACACAAGUGGCUCAGGUAGUGCAGCUCAUCCAGGAUGGCACAUCAAUGCGAGCUGUGGCAAGAAGGUUUGCUGUGUCUGUCAGCGUAGUGUCCAGAGCAUGGAGGCGCUACCAGGAGACAGGCCAGUACAUCAGGAGACAUGGAGGAGGCCGUAGGAGGGCAACAACCCAGCAGCAGGACCGCUACCUCCGCCUUUGUGCAACGAGGAGCAGGAGGAGCACUGCCAGAGCCCUGCAAAAUGACCUCCAGCAGGCCACAAAUGAGCAUGUGACUGCUCAAACGGGCAGAAACAGACUCCAUGAGGGUGGUAUGAGGGCCCGACGUCCACAGGUGGGGGUUGUGCUUACAGCCCAACACCGUGCAGGACGUUUGGCAUUUGCCAGAGAACACCAAGAUUGGCAAAUUCGCCACUGUCGCCCUGUGCUCUUCACAGAUGAAAGCAGGUUCACACUGAGCACGUGACAGACGUGACAGAGUCUGAAGAUGCUGUGGAGAACAUUAUGCUGCCUGCAACAUCCUCCAGCAUGACCAGUUUGGCGGUGGGUCAGUCAUGGUGUGGGGUGGCAUUUCUUUGGGGGGCCGCACAGCCCUCCAUGUGCUCGCCAGAGGUAGCCUGACUGGCAUUAGGUACCGAGAUGACAUCCUCAUACCCCUUGUGAGACCAUAUGCUGGUGCGGUUGGCCCUGGGUUCCUCCUAAUGCAAGACAAUGCUAGACCUCAUGUGGCUGGAGUGUGUCAGCAGUUCCUGCAAGAGGAAGGCAUUGAUGCUAUGGACUGGCCUGCCCGUUCCCCAGACCUGAAUCCAAUUGAGCACAUCUGGGACAUCAUGUCUCGCUCCAUCCACCAUUGUACCAUAGACUGUCCAGGAGUUGGCAGAUGCUUUAGUCCAGGUCUGGGAGGAGAUCCCUCAGGAGACCAUCCGCCACUUCAUCAGGAGCAUUCCCAGGCGUUGUAGGGAGGUCAUACAGGCACGUGGAGGCCACACACACUACUGAGCCUCAUUUUGACUUGUUUUAAGGACAUUACAUCAAAGUUGGAUCAGCCUGUAGUGUGGUUUUCCACUUUAAGUGGAAAGUGUGUGAUUCCAAAUCCAGACCUCCAUGGGUUGAUAAAUUUGAUUUCCAUUGAUAAUUUUUGCGUGAUUUUGCUGUCAGCACAUUCAACUAUGUAAAGGAAAAAGUACUUAAUAAGAAUAUUUCAUUCAUUCAGAUCUAGGAUGUGUUAUUUUAGUGUUCACUUUAUUAUUUUGAGCAGUGUAUUUAAUCCAUUUUAGAAUAAGGCUGGAAUGUAAAAAAAAUAUGGAAAAAGUCAAGGGGUCUGAAUACUUUUCGAAUGCACUGUAAUGAUGAAGUCAUCUAUGAGAGGAGCAGUGAACUGCUAAAGGAUUCAUGUUUCUCAUUUUAAGGUACAGGCUAUGCAGACUGCAGAGGUGACAUGUAUUUGCCAUUGUAACACAAAAGAUAUCCCUUGUUCCAAAGAUGGUUGACCUUGGGUUUCUGACCAUCUUUGAUGACAACAGGAGGCUAGAAAUUACAGGAUGUUCAAAGCUGUCAAUUUACAGUUGCUGAUAACAGUGCUACUGUGUCAUUCAUUCUUUGUAAGGAAGGAUGAGCUAUUGUAAUAUUUUCACUGUCUCUCCCACACUUUACAAUAUGUGUGUUAUCAUUCAAUAUUUCAUUUGUAGUAAUUAUAUGUAAUAAAAUCAACUGAUGCCAGAGUUGAGUGCUCUUAAAAUAUUUCUGAUGUAUUGAUUUUGUGGAUUUUAUUUUGCAGACAUAUUGUUUGAUUUUUGCUGAGGAUGUAUUUUCAUGAACUACAUGAAUCUUUGGUGCUAUUUUCACAAGCACAGUACCAGUCAAAAGUUUGGAAACCUACUCAUUCAAGUUUUUUUUAUGUUACAUUUUCUACAUGUAGAAAUGUGGAAUCGCGUAGUAAGCAAAAAAGUGUUAAACAAAUAAAUAUAUAUUUUAUAUUUGAGAUUCUUCAAAGCAGACACCUUUUGCCUUGAUGACAGCUUUGUAUACUCUUGGCACGCUCUCAACCAGCUUCACCUGGAAGGCUUUUCCAACAGUUCGGAACGAGUUCCCACAUAUGCGGAGCACUUGUUGGCUGCUUUUCCUUCACUCUGCGGUCCAACUCAUCCCAAACCAUCUCAAUUGGGUUGAGGUCAGGUGAUUGUGGAUGCCAGGUCAUCUGAUGCUGCACUCCAUCACUCUCCUUGGUCAAAUAGCCUAAACACAGCCUGGAGGUGUCUUGGGUCAUUGUUCUGUUGAAAAACAAAUGAUAUACCCACUAAGCGCAAACCAGAUUGGAUGGCGUAUCGCUGCAGAAUGCUGUGGUAGCCAUGUUGGUUAAGUCCGUCUUGAAUUCUAAAUAAAUCACAGACAGUAUCACCAGCAAAGCACCAUAACAACUCCUCCUCCACAACUACUCCUCCAUGCUUCACAUUGGGAACCACACAUGCAGGGAUCAUCCAUUCACCUACUCUGUGUCUCACAAAGACAUGGCAUCUGGAACCAAAAAUCUCAAAUCUGGACUCAUCAGACCAAAGGACAGAUUUACAAUGGUCUAAUGUCCAUUGCUCAUGUUUCUUGGCCCAAGCAAGUCUCAUAUUCUUAUUGGUGUCCUUUAGUAGUGGUUUAUUUGCAGCAAUUUGACCAUGAAGGCCUGAUUUCAUGCUGUCUCUUCUGAACAGUUGAUGUUGAGAUGUGUCUGUUACUUGAACUCUGUGAAGCAUUUAUUUGGGCUGCAAUUUCUGAGGCUGGUAACUAUGAACUUAUCCUCUGCAGCAUAGGUAACUCUGGGUCUUCUUUUUCAUCAUAGCGCUUGAUGGUUUUUGCAACUGCACUUGAAGAAACUUUCAAAGUUCUUGAAAUUAUCCGGAUUGACUGACCUGCAUGUCUUAAUAACCUCUUAAGGAUAUGAACUUUUUUUCCCCUCCCAAUUUUCGCCUAAAAUGACCCAAAUCGGACUGCCUGUAGCUCAGGACCUGAAGCAAGGAUAUGCAUAUUCUUGAUACCAUUUGAAAAGGAAACACUUUAAAGUUUGUGGAAAUGUGAAAUGUAUGUAGGACAACAUAACACAUUAGAUCUGGUAAUAAGAUAUUGAACAAUGCAAGAGAAAGGCCAAAACAUAAUAUUGCAGUUUAGGCGCAACUUCAAUUUUGGCCACUAGAUGGCAUCAGUGUGUGUGCAAAGUUUCAGAUUGAUCCAGUGAAGCAUUGCAAUACUGGACAAUAUUUAUUAUCAAGUUUGCCUAAAUGUGGUCGAAUUGGUCAGUUGAUACAUUUUCAAGUACAUAACAUACAAAAAUGAUAUGGUCAUAUUUUUUUUUAGUUUACACACUCCCAAAAUGUCAAACAUGAUGGAUCAUUAGCUUACACACUAAUUUUUACAGAUCUAGAUGGCCAGGUGGGGAGGAGGGGAGACAGAGACAGCAGGGAUUCCAACUGUAGAACCCAGUACCUACAUUUUAAUAUAAAAAUGCAUUUUAUCAAACAAAACUAUGCUACAUUUUAUCCCUGGGACCCUAAGGAUAACAAAUCAAAGCAAGAUUACUGAACGUAAGUACAUGAUUUACCUUCAGAGGUGAAUGUACCAAACCAGUUGCCGUGAUAAAAAAUGUGUUGUGGUCUCUCCUCAAACAAUAGCAUGAUAUUGUUUCACUGUAAUAGCUACUGUAAAUUGGUCAGGACAGUUAGAUUAAGAAGAAUUUAAGCUUUCUGCCCAUAUAAGACAUGUCAAUGUCCUGGGAAAUGUUAUUGUUACUUACAACGUCAUGCUAAUCACAUUAGCUCAACCAUCCCGGUAUAGGGACACCAAUCCCGUAAAGGACUUUUUUAAUGAUGGACUUUUGUUUCUCUUUAUUUAUUUGAGUUGUUCUUGCCAUUAUAUGUAAUUGGUCUUUUACCAAAUAGGGCUAUCUUCUGUAUACCACCCCUACCUUGUCACUGCACAACUGAUUGGCUCAAACAAACACAUAAAGAAGGAAAGAAAUUCCACAAAUGACCUUUUAACAAGGCACACCUGUUAAUUGAAAUGCAUUCUACUGGUUGAGCUGGUUGAGAGAAUGCCAAGAGUGUGCAAAGCUGUCAUCAAGAAAAAGGGUGGCUACUUGGAUGGAAGAAUCUCAAAUAUAUUUUGAUUUAUUUUAACACUUUUUGGUGACUACAUGAUUCCAUGUGUUUUUCCAUAGUUUUGAUGUCUUCACUAUUAUUCUACAAUGUAGAAAAUAGUAAAAAGUAAAAAAGAAAAACCCUGGAAUGAGUAGGUGUGUCCAAACUUUGACUGGUACUGUAUGUGGUGAAUUUUUGAAACUCUUAGUACAAAACUUCAAACUGGAACACGUAACACAGCAAGUCUUACAUUAAAAACCUUUUAUUGUUCAUUUAAUUGUUUGGAAACAUCUUUCACCACACGACCUUUGGCCCAUAUAUGUUUACUGUAAAAUACCAUGAGAACAAUGAUUUAACCCUUUCACACGUAUGAUCACGUAUUUCUGAUCAUUGUUGAGUGGUCCCUGAAGCGUACAAUCUCAAAUAUGUGAUUGGAACAGUAGCAACCUAACAAACGUAUUAUGCAACAAACGCAUCUUAUACAGCAUUGUUGUCUGAACAGCAUCUAAAUGAUUUUGUACGGAUGGAAAAUAAAGGUCUUAAACUUUA